GUCAUUUCUAAUAAUAUUAGAGCGUGUUCUGUUACUACAUAGUUGCGAGUUAAUAUUGUUGUCUUAUUAAUUUGAAUACUUAAAUUAUAAUAUGGAGUCAGACGAGGAUUGUGUAAAGAGAGAAAUAUUGUUGGAAAAAGCAAAACGCCGGCAGGAAUUGCGAGAGCAUUUUCUGAAAAUGAAAACUAAUCCCUUUAAACAUUUGUUAGGUGAAGGAGGAUCCGUGGAAUUAUGCAGACUACUUACAAAAGUAAUUGUGUAUAUUACGGAAUAUAAUAAAAAACUACACAAAGAAUUGAAUUAUAAAGAGAAAUUACUCUUAUAUCUUCAACAACUUCUUACAUCUCUAUCAUUACUUAUUAAUAUAUUCGUAAGAGAAUCGGAAGUGGAACAACCAUUAAUGGAAAUCAGAUGCUUUUGUCAAAAACAAAUGGUGUAUUCUUUGGAUGGAAUUAGGCAAACCCUAUCACAAACUGCUAUUAUAGACAUAUCCAAUGGGAAUUUUGUAAAGUGGAUGGAUUCAGCUCUUGAUAAACUCAACGAAAUUGAUUAUAUUAAUAAAAAACAAGAGGCAAAAAAUAUAUUUCGUGAUACUAAAGUAUUAUUUGAAGAAGUAUUAAGUCAUGCCAUGUCAAUAGCUCAAGUAACACUAUUGGAUGAUUAUAAAAAAAUAAGGGGGAGUAGUCAAUCUGUACUUGAAGCUCUUGAAAGUCUCUCUGUUGAAAUUAAUAAACCAAUACCAAAUACUGCCAUGCUGAACUUAUUUAUCGAUACAUGUAUGAAUAAGUUGUGUGCUUUAGAGCGUAGAGUGAACACAGCCGUUUUGAAGUUAAGCCUGAAAGUUUUUUCUGAAUACACUUUACCUUUAGAAGCAAUUCACACUUUUUGUUUUGAUAAAUCUAAUAGAGGAAAGCAAAGUGAACUGGAUAACUUAAUUGUUGAACUCGAUUUGCAUGUUGAUAGAAUUUUACAAAUUGGACUCUUUGCUGUAUCUUGUUCCAGCUGCAGUAACAAUUGCGUAAAAAUCAGAAGCUGUUUAGCUAGUUUGGAAGCACUAGAAACGGAGCUAGUUCCGGCAUUUACGUCUGUUCUUAACGAGAUAUCUUUAAAUAAAAUUCAACUAUCUCUUCUUCUUAAAGAUUAUUGGUUAAAUCAGGCUCGAAUAUUACACAAACUAAUAUGUCUUAUUAUAGAUCCAUUUGCAUUUUGUGAGGUGAUAUAUGAAGAAAACAAACUGUUAGUGGCAGAUAUUUCAGAAAGUGUCAAGACACAAUCUACGAUGGACGUAACUUUAUUCGAUAAGCUAUUACGACAAUCCAAAGUUCUUGAACAAUUUAUGCAAAUAGUUAUUGAAGAUCAACAAGAAGCUAAUGUUAGCGAAAUAAAAAACGCUUACUCUGAUUUUAAAUGUGUUUUAAACGAAGUAAAAACAGCAUUUGAUGUAUUACCCGACGAAAGAAGCAGCCACUUACGGAUUAUUAAGCGUUGCAAAAUUCUUCUUAGUUCAAUUAAAAACUUAUGGGUUUGUUUUGCUGAUGAGAAUACGGAAAAUCAAAAUUUGUGUACUAAAGAUGUGUCGCAUGUUGAAAAAACUACUUUAGAACAAGCAUCAAAGCCAGUAUUCGGAAAUGUUUUCCUGGACCAUAUUAUUUCGAGGGGCAAGGACAUUUUAAAAGACCGUAGUAUUUUAUACAGGACUACUGUCCGGAACGCUACUUUCAAAGUUCCUGAACCGAGUCUUCAAACACAAACUAUUACUAAUAAACUACCGUUCCAAGAAAGAAAACUGCCAAAUUUAAAACUGACCCACUUAAGAAAUAAAACUUUUAUAAAUUCUUCUUAUAGAAAUAAGACUAAUGGGGAGCUCCAGAUGACUGAUAUUUUAAAGGAGCUUAACAACCUGACGAAUGCUUCCUUGAGCACAAAAUGAAAAGAUCUUGUUUAUUUUUUAUUUAUUUAUAGAUUUUAUUUAGAGAUUAUUACACUAUUUAAAAUAUAUUUACAAACAAU
Messenger RNA from Diabrotica balteata, 2010 nucleotides. The record is from the annotation of a GenBank genome assembly. NCBI's taxonomy places the organism in Eukaryota, Metazoa, Arthropoda, Insecta, Coleoptera, Chrysomelidae.